This is a messenger RNA of Lucilia cuprina (Australian sheep blowfly), 1802 nucleotides long. RefSeq names its product UPF0489 protein C5orf22 homolog (gene MESR6). The transcript has a single exon. Lineage: Eukaryota; Metazoa; Arthropoda; Insecta; Diptera; Calliphoridae. Bases 155 to 1552 code for a protein of 465 amino acids. The record is from RefSeq and is a predicted model, not a curated record.
UAUUUUUUUGUUUUUUGGCAAAUAUACGUAUGUUGUUUCAUUGUCUGGCGGGUACAAGAUAUAAUAGCGCGCAAGUUAAUUAAAAACAAUUAAAACAAAAAAUACAAUAAAAUCGAAAAAAGUGAAAAAUCAAAAAAUUAUAUCAAGUCACAACAUGGAAACUUUGGAUAACAAACCAAAAGAUUUAAAAGAAGAAAUGGCAACAGCAGCCACCGCCGCAGACGACACAGUAAAAGUUAGCAAAAGUGAAAGUUUCAAUGAGCCAGCAAGUUCCGAAGAAAUAGAGGAGCCUGCUAACAAACGUUCGAAAUUAUCCGAAGAGCAUAAGGAUGUGGAGUCUGUAGUAGCGGUGGAAAAAAGUGACACUGCAAUAACCACCACCUCAACGACAGAUGAAUUGCAACAGGAUGAUUUGGUUACCUCCACUGUGGGCCUUAGGCGUUUUAAACGCAUACCCAUUUUUAUAGUAGACUAUCAUAAUGAUGUUUUGGAGUUCAUAUAUCGCUGUUUGGCCAGUCGUCAUUUGGCUUUGGAAAAUAAUACUUUGUUGCAUUUCGACUCUCACCCCGAUAUGGUUAUAUCACGUGAAAUACCUGCCAGUGCAGCCUAUGACAAAGAGACCAUGUUGGCGGAGCUAAGUAUUGAGAAUUGGAUUAUGCCAGCCUGUUAUGCGGGUCAUUUUAAUCGUGUUAUCUGGGUGAAAAACUCCUGGUGCAAUCAAAUGCCUGUGGGCAAGUAUAACUUCAAAGUGGGUCACAAAGAAGAUAAAAUCAGUGUAGACUGCUGUUUAGACUACUUCAUAUCGGAAGGCAAUUACUGUCAAACCUCAGAAUUGGAACAGGCUCGUGAUUUAGAGCUUCAAGUGGUAAAUGCUGAUACCGCAAAUGCUCCCAAGCCACAAGAACUUUUAUCGUCCGAGGAUGCCUCUAGUUAUGUAUUGGAUAUUGAUUUGGAUUUUUUUAGCACUUCUAAUCCUUUCUUGGAAAUCUAUAAAGAUGCCAACUGUUACAUGCAGUUAAGUGACAUAUUUCAUUUUGAAAGUGCCACUGAGGCCAAUGUUAUUGGCACUACGGAAAAGAGAAAACAGCAACUGGAAGCCUUAAAGGCUAUAUUUGAAUAUUUGGAAGAAAAAAGAACUUUUGAGGGACUUGAAAGACCCAACACGGACAUAGUAUCACAGGAAGUUUUUGAAAAGAUAGAAAAACUAGCCGACUCUUUGCAAAAGGUUUAUGCUGACGAUGAAAUUGAUUGGUUAUUGAUUUUUGAUUCUGGCAGCACCACAGACACCAAUGGCCUUCCCCAUCAUAUUAGCACUGAGGCGGAGUUAAAUUUAUACUAUACACAAUUUAAAGAGUUCCUUAAAAACUUACCUCAACCACCGGUUCUUAUAACAAUGGCCUGUUCGGCUGAAGAUGACUACUGUCCACGUAAUCAAGUGUCCUCUAUACAAGAAAAAGUAGUAGAAAUUUUACAGGAAGUUUUUGGCGAUAAAAUACACGAUAAACCCAUUUUACAUUAUAUGGAUGAUGAAUGGGAUGUCAUGAAGUUGUAAGAGAGUAGUAAGAGGAGAGAGAAAAGCUGGUGCUUGCUGGAAAAAGAUGUUGGAAUAAGUGAAAAACGAGGGGAUAUUAAGUAGCAGAAGUAUUUAUACUUGUAGUGUUUUUUUUUUAAUUAGUACUUAUUUUAAGUUAUAAAAUUUAUAAAAUUUUAUGCAAUUACAUACACAGACAUACAUAUAUUUAAACGUAUAAAAAACUAAAUCAAAUAUAAUUUGAUUAAAUGACAUAGCUGUAGAGCUAAGA